Messenger RNA from Melopsittacus undulatus (budgerigar), 4095 nucleotides. RefSeq names its product glutamate ionotropic receptor NMDA type subunit 1 (gene GRIN1). The record is from RefSeq and is a predicted model, not a curated record. Gene Ontology annotation, biological process: regulation of membrane potential; ionotropic glutamate receptor signaling pathway; monoatomic ion transport. Gene Ontology annotation, molecular function: NMDA glutamate receptor activity. The coding region runs from base 184 to 3081 and encodes 965 amino acids. NCBI's taxonomy places the organism in Eukaryota, Metazoa, Chordata, Aves, Psittaciformes, Psittaculidae. Gene Ontology annotation, cellular component: synapse; NMDA selective glutamate receptor complex; plasma membrane. The transcript is spliced from 20 exons.
GGGGCGGGCGGGGCGGGGCGGGCGCAGAGCGCGGGCGGUUCAGCACCACGGAGAGCGCCCGGCGGAGCCGCGCCGAGCCGGGCCGGGCCGGGCCGGGCCCCGCGGCCGCGCUGAGCCGGACGGGAGGCACCUGAGCCGGGGGGCGCUGGCCAGGGGGGCCCGGUCGGUCCGGGCCGGCCGUGGAUGAGCACCAUGCGGCUGCUGCUGCUCGCCCUGCUCUUCUCGUCCUCCUUCGCCCGCGCAGGCUGCGACCCCAAGAUCGUCAACAUCGGCGCGGUGCUGAGCACCAAGAAGCACGAACAGAUCUUCCGCGAGGCAGUGAACCAGGCCAACAAGCGGCAUGGCACAUGGAAGCUCCAGCUCAACGCCACCUCGGUCACGCACAAGCCCAACGCCAUCCAGAUGGCCCUUUCCGUCUGCGAGGACCUCAUCUCCAGCCAGGUCUAUGCAAUAUUAGUUAGUCACCCUCCUGCUCCCAACGAUCACCUAACACCAACACCCGUAUCAUACACAGCUGGCUUCUACAGGAUCCCUGUCAUUGGUCUGACAACACGCAUGUCUAUAUAUUCUGAUAAGAGCAUCCACCUCUCCUUUUUGCGCACGGUCCCACCAUACUCUCACCAGGCCAACGUCUGGUUUGAGAUGAUGAGAGUCUUCAACUGGAACCAUGUCAUUCUGAUAGUCAGUGACGACCACGAAGGUCGUGCUGCACAAAAGAAGCUGGAGACACUCUUGGAGGAGAGAGAGUCCAAGGCUGAGAAAGUGCUUCAGUUUGACCCGGGAACCAAAAAUGUGACAUCGCUGCUGCUGGAGGCAAAGGAGCUGGAGGCUCGAGUCAUCAUCCUCUCUGCCAGCGAGGAUGAUGCGGCCAUGGUGUACAGAUCAGCAGCCAUGCUCAAUAUGACGGGCUCCGGCUACGUGUGGCUGGUGGGGGAACGGGAGAUAUCAGGCAAUGCCCUGCGUUACGCCCCUGACGGAGUGAUCGGUUUGCAGCUCAUCAAUGGGAAGAACGAGUCAGCCCACAUCAGUGAUGCUGUCGCAGUGGUGGCCCAGGCCGUGCAUGACUUGUUUGAGAAGGAGAACAUCACAGACCCACCACGGGGCUGCGUAGGCAACACCAACAUCUGGAAGACGGGACCCCUUUUCAAGAGGGUGUUGAUGUCCUCCAAGUACUCGGAGGGUGUCACUGGCCGGGUGGAGUUCAAUGAGGAUGGGGACAGAAAGUUUGCCAACUACAGCAUCAUGAACCUGCAGAAUCGGAAACUGGUCCAAGUUGGGAUUUACAAUGGCAGCCAUGUCUUGACCAACGAUAGGAAGAUUAUCUGGCCAGGGGGAGAAACAGAGAAACCUCAAGGCUAUCAGAUGUCGACCAAGUUGAAGAUUGUGACGAUCCACCAAGAGCCCUUUGUGUAUGUGAAGCCCACACAAGCAGAUGGGACGUGCAGGGAGGAAUUCACCAUCAAUGGAGAUCCUGUGAAAAAGGUCUUUUGCACUGGACCCAAUGAGACCAUCCCAGGCCGCCCCACAGUGGCACUGUGCUGCUAUGGGUUCUGCAUCGACUUGCUCAUCCGGCUGGCAGGGGUGAUGAACUUCACCUACGAGGUUCACCUGGUGGCUGAUGGUAAAUUUGGUACCCAAGAGCGGGUUAACAACAGCAACAAGAAGGAGUGGAACGGCAUGAUGGGUGAGCUGCUGAGUGGCCAAGCAGACAUGAUUGUGGCUCCCCUCACCAUCAACAAUGAGCGGGCACAGUACAUUGAAUUCUCCAAGCCCUUCAAGUACCAGGGUCUCACCAUUCUUGUGAAGAAGGAAAUCCCCCGCAGCACCCUGGACUCGUUCAUGCAGCCUUUCCAGAGCACGUUGUGGCUGCUGGUGGGGCUGUCUGUGCACGUGGUGGCAGUGAUGUUGUACCUCUUAGAUCGAUUCAGCCCGUUUGGCCGAUUCAAAGUGAACAGCGAGGAGGAGGAGGAAGAUGCCCUGACCCUGUCCUCAGCCAUGUGGUUCUCCUGGGGAGUCCUGCUGAACUCUGGCAUUGGAGAAGGUGCUCCCCGGAGUUUCUCUGCCCGUAUUCUUGGCAUGGUGUGGGCUGGCUUUGCUAUGAUCAUUGUGGCUUCAUACACUGCCAACCUGGCAGCCUUCCUGGUGUUAGACCGGCCUGAGGAGAGAAUUACAGGCAUCAACGACCCCCGGCUGCGCAACCCCUCUGAUAAGUUCAUCUAUGCCACGGUGAAGCAGAGCUCGGUGGACAUCUACUUCCGACGGCAAGUGGAGCUGAGCACAAUGUACCGGCACAUGGAGAAGCACAACUAUGAGAGCGCUGCUGAGGCCAUCCAGGCAGUGAGGGACAACAAGCUCCACGCCUUCAUCUGGGACUCAGCGGUGCUGGAGUUUGAGGCCUCCCAGAAGUGUGACCUGGUGACAACGGGGGAGCUUUUCUUCCGCUCCGGCUUUGGGAUCGGGAUGCGCAAGGACAGCCCAUGGAAGCAGAACGUCUCCCUGGCCAUCCUCAAGUCCCACGAGAACGGCUUCAUGGAGGAUUUGGACAAGACUUGGGUGAGGUAUCAGGAGUGUGACUCCCGUAGCAAUGCCCCAGCAACACUCACCUUUGAAAAUAUGGCAGGUGUGUUUAUGCUGGUGGCUGGAGGUAUUGUUGCCGGGAUAUUUUUAAUAUUCAUAGAAAUAGCUUACAAAAGGCAUAAGGACGCGCGGAGGAAGCAGAUGCAGCUGGCGUUUGCGGCCGUUAAUGUGUGGAGGAAAAACCUGCAGGAUAGAAAAAGUGGUAGAGCAGAACCUGACCCUAAAAAGAAAGCCACUUUUAGGUCCAUCACCUCCACCCUGGCCUCCAGCUUCAAGAGACGUAGGUCCUCCAAGGAUACGCCCUGCAGAAUGGUCCCUCAGGAGUGCCAGAGAGACAGGCUGGCACCAUGGAGCCAAGACAGCCCUGGGAAGCUACCACCCCACUCUGAACGUCCUAGCGCCCACCAUCACCCGAGCUGCACAGCCUCUCCGCGGCACAUCAUCCCCACCGCCCCAGGAGGAGAUGCAUGUGUUCCCCAUAGGCAGCUCCUGCAACUCGAAUAGCACUCGCAGAGCUGACGUACUGCCAUCCAUCGCAGCCACCCACGAUACUGCAACCCCACAGAAGCCAUGUGAGACGCAUAAACCACACAGACACCUUCCGAGCCGGCACAUUUCGUACAGACACGUUACCGAGGUGCACAGGUCCCAUUAGCCCCACCACUGCAGCCAUCACCAGCGCCCGCAGAGCCACAUGCCAGCCUGCGGGUGUCCCCCCCCAGGCACAGCAUGACACACGUCCCACGCCAUCGCCAAGCGAGGGCCCGGUGCUGCCAUGGGGAUGGUGCCAGAGCUGGUCGAGAACCGAGGGGGUUCAUGGAAAUAAAGGUCACCUUUUCAGUGAAGGAUCAGCCAUCCCAAAGCCAAACUCUUCUUGGCUGAAAAACAACCUAGUUUUGGGCCUAAAAGAACCAAAAGUAGGUCAAAGACAACUAAUUUAUUUUUUUUCUUUAGAAGAAAGUUGAUGUUUUCUACAGCAAGAUUGCAUUUAGCUGGAAUUCUAAUUUUUAAUUGAAAAAAAAAACAAACAACCCCAAACUCCAAAGUUCUUCCAGAAAAUCUUCCACCAGCCAGGGACUACCAUAUAAGCCCAGAUUAGGUUGAAGUCAUUUUUAAAGACAUAUUAAGUUCUUGUCUAUAUUUUCUUCCUGGUUGUCAUUUAAAGUUUUUGGUGCCUUCACUUCACUUCCAUACCUUAACAUGUUUGAGUCUCUUCUACGGUUAAUAUUGAUUAAUUUCUUCGCUUUAUAAUGUUUGGUUUGGGGAUAAUUGCACCAUCCCUGUAACAUAAUUUACCCUAAAUUACUGAUAUGUGCUUCUAGCAUUAGUUCUACUUUAACAUAGUUUUGAUAUGACAGUUUUCUUGCUUUUUUUUCAUUUUAUUUUCCUUUCUCUUUUUAUUUUUAGUUUUUAUUAUUAAAAAUUGCAUGCAUGAACUCUACACAAGAAAAAAAGUAAAUGAGAAUGUUACCCUGUGAUAACUCUGUGAUUGGAGGAGAUAAUGCUUUCAAAUCAAAA